Vicugna pacos (alpaca) is the source of this 4701-nucleotide messenger RNA. It is a transcript of the gene CATSPER3, whose product is annotated as cation channel sperm associated 3. Gene Ontology annotation, biological process: flagellated sperm motility; transmembrane transport; sodium ion transport. Lineage: Eukaryota; Metazoa; Chordata; Mammalia; Artiodactyla; Camelidae. Gene Ontology annotation, molecular function: voltage-gated calcium channel activity. Gene Ontology annotation, cellular component: acrosomal vesicle; CatSper complex; membrane. The record is from RefSeq and is a predicted model, not a curated record.
AGCAGUGAUGGAGGGUUCCCUUUUCUCCACACCCUCUCCAGCAUUUAUCAUUCGUGGACUUUUGAAUGAUGGCCAUUCUGACUGGUGUUCCCAAAGAUUUUUAGUUCAGUACUUCAAACUUUUUACAUGAACUUUUAAAAAUGAAAAAAUUUAAACAUAUUUAAAAAUAGAGUAAAUAGUACAUUCAACCCCUGUGUACUAACCCUAACCCUCACCUUACCUGGAUGGUGGGAUUUAAUAGUUACCAAGAUUUUGCCCCAGUUACUCCAUAUAAUCCCCCAUUUCCUUUUUCUUUGCUGAAGUAUUUAAAAGCAAAUCCCAGAUAGCAUGUCAUUUUACCCCUGCAUCCUUCAGUAAACAUCUCUAGAAAGUAUGGUCAUUUUUUGGGGUAAUCCAGAAUGCUAUCAUCACACCUAACAAAAUAAAACAUGAUUUCUUAGUAUCACCUAAUACCUGGGAAAAUCAAACUGCUCUGAAUGUCAAGAAUGUCUUUUUUUUUUAAAUUUUUUUUGGGGAGAGGUAAUUAGAUUGAUUGAUUUUAACAGAAGUUCUAGGUAUUGAACCCAGGACCUCGUGCAUGCUAAGCAUGCACUCUGCUGCUGAGCUACCCCCUCCCAGCCAAGAAUGUCUUUGGACGUAAUUUUGUUCUAAUCAGGAUCCACAUGAAGUUCACUCAUCACAUCUGGUUGUUGUCUCUCUCUAAUCUUUCAGUUUGGUACAAGCAAGCGCCCCAUCCCCCUACCCUGUCCACGCCAACUUCCCCUUUCUCUCCAUGUCUUUGAUUUAUUGUAAAAACUGGGUCAUGUUGAAUAUUCUGAAUUCAUUUGUUUGCUUCCAUGUGGUGUUAUUUAGCUUGUUUCACUGUACCCUGGACAUCUUUCCCCCUAUUUUGAAUGUGAAUCUGAGAGGCUAAACUAUUAACCUACACCACGGAGAGCACAGUGGAGAGAGUGGAUACGGUUUAUAGUUGAGACGGUGAAGACCUGAGAACACAGCUGUUAAUUAACAUCUCAGUGAAGGUGUGACAAAUGGGCAACAUUAAGGGGCAUCACAUCUGCUGGAACUCAUGAACUUAACUGUAGAGAAUCAAAGAUCCCAUAUCAGAAGUCUGUGGAAAUACUCCCUGUGGUAAUUCCAACAAAAUGAAUCCCCAGACUUGCUUUAAGUAACUCAUUUCAGCUUAAAAGAGACAUUGUCAAAAUUGGAGGCUCCCAAGUUUUCUUCUGUUCCAUGGCUUUGUGUGAUGACAGUGGUUUCUCUGAUGUGGUAACCUUUGAUUUCCCUCCUUUUUCUUUCUAAAUGACCGCUGGAGUAGAGGGGAGUUAAGUAGGCAUGACCUUUGACGCUUUGCAUGACCUCUGUAGAUAAUAAUUCAAGGCUAGCAUGUUUGACAGUGUUGUUUUCUAAAGUGAAGUUAAUGAAAGUUCUGAAAAUACUAUGUACUUUCUGACAUGUAUAAUGCAUGUGGACACAGAGCUGACCUCUGUUAGUGUUGAAGUAUUGGACUACUAGUGUUAGUGUGGAGUAGUCUAUACUUUCUAAUCCAGCAUCCAAAAAUAUCCUAGUUGAACUCGGUAACUUCUAGUUUUAUAAAGUUUCCUGCAGAACAGCCAGAAAUGGAAUGGGUUUAGCUAUGAUACGUGAACUUUGUCUUUCAAUUCCAGUUACACAUGGAACUUGGCCGGAAGACUUGAAUCACCAAGGUGCCGUGCCUGCUGACUGCUGACUGUCCUCAGCUGUGUGCUGCUGAGUUGGCGCUGCCCGUGUCGGGCUGAGUGUGAGCUGCUGCUGGAAGGACAGAAGAGAUGGCCCUUUAGCUUCUCAUCUCAGGAUGCCCGCCCUGCCCACCUAUCCUUAAGGAGAUAGGGAUGAUUUCAGUAGGGCUGAAUUAGUGCGUCACCUCUGAUGCCACCCACCAGCUGGAGUCCUGGUCCCAGACUAGAUGUUUUCGUCAGUGACUUCAGAAACCAUGUUCAGCUGUGGUUGGCUGCGCUGGUGUAGUCCACCAAGAGCAACUGGGCUCUUUUUGACUGCUUCCACCUGGCCAUCUUUCCUCACCUGUCCAAGCCACCAAGAAGGAGUUUUUUACAUCCUUAAUCUCUUAUUCAUUUCUCCCCAAAGGCAUGCUUUGGUGCUUAAAGAGGGGAAGGACAGAUGUGUACCGUUGGGGUUCCUGGAAAUCAAAUCCUGCUAGGCUCAGCUACUUGAGUGAGUGUAAGGGCCCCUGAGCCAUUCAUUUGUAUAUUCACCUAGCACACAUUCACUGAGAUCCUUGUCUGCCCCAGCAGGAUUAGGCACAUUGAUGUAUCGGGGCAGGUGGAAACAGAGAUGGAGAACUGAUUCAGGCUGUCCCAAGCAGCUGCUCCAGGAGGCCACUGUGGGCAUAUUGGGCAGGAGCCCAGAAAGCGUUAGGGGGCAUACAGCCCCAAGGGAGGCAGUGGGAGGCAUGGGAGGAGCUUGAUCCCAGAGGGAGAGAAUGUAGAAUGAGAAGAUGAGGCCAAAGUUUGAAUCUAGGGGAUGUUCAUCAAAAAGUUUUUUAAAGCUUUGCUGUUGAUGAAUUUAAGUGGAGAAAUUGAGUAUAAUAUAAGAUGUAAUUUCCCAGGUCAGCAUACUGCUUACCCACGAGAGUAUUUCCUUACCCGAAAUGGUCGCAUAUGCUUAUUUUAGAAUUCUGGGCACAGUGGAGGUGGUGAGGUGGUCAUCACCUUUUAUUAUGGCCUAAGAAAUUAAGUUUUGAGGAAUUUGAACAACUUAGCCACUAAACAUUUAAUUCAACCCAGGACUAUCCAGAAGUCUGUUUGGAUUUGCCUUGGAAGCCAAAGGGGCUUGGAGAAGUAGAAUGAGGGGAAUAUAUUAGUUCCAAGAAUGGAACAGAGCAGAAGACCGUAUUCCUCUUGUACCUGAGACAUCUCUACCCAUGGCUAAUCCCUUAUACUCUGUUGGUGUGGUUCAUACAUGCACAUUCCACGCCCCUGGUUAGCCAGUGCUGGGCAUGAAUAUCUCUGCACCUCCUGUUUCUUGUGUUCUAGCCCCAAAUCCAUCAAAAUCUUUGUGUCCUUCCAGGGGUCUCCAGUGCCAUGCCCGGGAUGUGCACUCUUGCUCUUAAACUCCAGGGAACUUGGCUUUCCCCUCUUCUGUGACCCUUAACCUAUUCUAACACAUUAUUAAGGGGUUUUGUCUGUCGGAUAUGGGUGCUUCCUGAAGAAGGAGGGUCUGGCCCAGAGCUUCACAGUUAAUGGAGUGCUUGUAAGUCUUUUGCUGAACUGAGGUGCUUGGGCUCCUUGGGAAGAGAGGAUCCGUGGGCAGAUCAGCCAGGGACUCUCCCCUCCAGGGGCCUGCAGCCUAGUAACUAUUGGAACGCCCAAGAGUGACCUCACAAAGAGUGACCUCAAAGUGGACCCUGCUCUGCAGCCUCUUGGAAUCUAGAUGCCAAGGAAACUCCUAAGCAAGGGUUUUCUGUUGGAUGGUAAAAGCGAGGAAUAGAAAUUGAAAAUUUGGAAAAUGUCUCAACAGUUUCAUCACCAAAACGACACAAAAGUUAUUUCUAGCUCACUGUUAGAUAAUGCGUCACUGCUGUUCUGUGGGAGAUUCUGGAAAUUUCAGAGAAAAGAGUCUCAAUUUCAGGCAUUUGUGAAGAAGUUCUUAGCGAGUCGUGUCUUUAUGAUAAUUAUGAUUAGCACCAUCAUAAGUAAUGCCAUAGUUAUGAUCUUGUGGACUUAUCCAAAGUCAAGACUCCCCUUGUUCAGAUUUUUUGAGGCCUCAGAGUUCUUCUUUCUGGCAAUAUAUAUCUCCGAGUUCAUCAUCAAGCUCUACGCAGACCCCAUCGGCUUCUGGGAGGAUGGCUACAACCUGCUGGACGUGGUCAUUUUCUUCAUUGUCUUCAUCCCCCACAUUAUCCCCAAGAUCAUGGGCAUAUACUACCCCUACAUAAACAUUGCUCAAGGCAUUCAGUCCCUGCGCAUUCUUAAGAUUAUCACCUACAGCCGCGGCAUGAGGACCCUCAUCACCUCUGUGGGGCAGAUAGCCAGUAUCGUGGCUUCCGUGCUCAUCCUGUUCUUCGUCCUGAUGUACAUCUUCGCUAUCCUGGGCUUCUGCCUAUUUGGAGUUUCAGAGAGGGCUGACCUGGAUAACUGGGGGAACCUGGCUUUGGCCUUCUUUACCCUCUUCAGCUUGGCCACGGUUGAUGGCUGGACAGACCUGCAGGAGCAGCUGGAUGCCCGGAAUUUUCUUCUGAGCCGGGUGUUCACCAUCAUCUUCAUUUUGCUUGCCUCCUUCGUCUUCCUCAGUAUGUUUGUGGGAGUGAUGAUCAUUCACACUGAGAAUUCCAUGAAAAAGUUUGAGCGGGAGCUGACGCUGGAGAGACACACGAUUCUGAUGGAGGAGAAGCAGGCAAUUCUGAAGCGGCAGCAGGAGGAGGUCAGCCAGCUGAUGCAGACGCAGAAAAAUGUUGACUAUAGUUUUGCUGAGCUGGUGGAGAACUUCAAGAAGACCCUGCAGCACACUGACCCCAUGGUCUUGGACGAUUUUGGCACCAGCCUACCCUUCAUUGAUGUCUACUUGUCCACUCUGGACAACCAGGAUGCUACCAUCAGCAAGCUUCAGGAGCUGUACUACGAGAUGGUGCAUGUGCUGAGGCUGAUGCUUGAAGACUUGCCCCAGAAGGAGCAGUCGCAGUCCUCGGAGAAGGUGGAUGAUAAGUAG